This is a messenger RNA of Eimeria tenella, 168 nucleotides long. RefSeq lists its product as uncharacterized. The record is from RefSeq and is a predicted model, not a curated record. The transcript has 3 exons. Lineage: Eukaryota; Apicomplexa; Conoidasida; Eucoccidiorida; Eimeriidae. The annotation marks the transcript as partial.
AUGCCCGGCGACAGGCUUUUCUUUUACUUCAGCGGCCACAGCACUCAAGUUGACAACCUCUCAGCCUACGAGGGAGAAGGCUACGAUGAGGCUUUGCUACCAGUGGACUUUGACUCUUUAGGCAGCGAAGAAGAUGCAAAUCUGCUGCUGACAAUUCACCUCAAAGAG